Molecule: messenger RNA, 1813 nt
Organism: Engraulis encrasicolus (European anchovy)
Lineage: Eukaryota; Metazoa; Chordata; Actinopteri; Clupeiformes; Engraulidae
Gene: slc35f1
Product: solute carrier family 35 member F1
Exons: 8
Coding region: 360-1538 (392 amino acids)
Biological process (GO): transmembrane transport
Cellular component (GO): membrane
Molecular function (GO): transmembrane transporter activity
Source: RefSeq, a predicted model, not a curated record
CGCCUUCCAGCUACGGCAGUCUCUCUACCAGGCUUUCGGAAGAUGCACGUUGCAGGAGCUGAGGUUGCCGUUGAACAGCUUGCAGGAGCGCAGGUGCAUUUUAACAUAAACCUGUGGUGAAGAAGCAGGAGACAGCACAGAGACAAUCUGCCAUUCGCACUGGAAAUACAAUCAAAUUGCCCACCGCUGUCACCUGUGAACAUGGAUCGCUACUGAGGUUGUGCGCUGCGAGAGGGAAGGAAGAAACGGACCCGUAUCCAACGGAGAAGCCUAGUCCUCCCCAAAAGCAUCUCUUUCUUUGGCACAGCAGAAUGCCCUUUUGUUUCUGAUUGUGCCAUUUCUUCUCCCUACAUUGCAAAAUGAUUCCUGAGCACCAGAACCAUGUUGUUACAACAAUUGAGACCAUUCCUCCGGAGACGGUUACGACGUCGCCGACGCUCUUCCAGAGGAUAAAGAAAGUGUUUAACAGAGAGCUGCUGCUCACCUUGGCACUGGGCCAGGUCCUCUCCCUGCUCAUCUGUGGCAUCGGCCUGACCAGCAAGUACCUGGCGGACGACUAUCAUGCCAACACGCCCGUCUUCCAGAGCUUCCUCAACUACAUCCUCCUCUUUCUGGUCUACACCACCACUCUGGCCGUCAGGCAAGGAGAGGAGAACUUGCUGGCCAUUCUGAAGAGGCGUUGGUGGAAGUACAUGAUUCUGGGCCUGGUGGACAUCGAGGCGAACUACCUGGUUAUCAAGGCUUACCAGUACACCACACUAACCAGCGUGCAGCUCCUGGACUGCUUCGUGAUCCCGGUGGUGCUGCUGCUCUCCUGGUUCUUCCUGCUGGUGAGGUACAAGGCGGUGCACUUUGUGGGCGUGGCCGUGUGUCUGCUGGGGAUGGGCUGCAUGGUGGGGGCCGACGUGCUGGUGGGACGGCAACAGGGCCUGGGCGACAACAAGCUGCUGGGGGACCUGCUGGUGCUGGCGGGGGCCACGCUGUACGGCAUCUCCAACGUGUGUGAGGAGUUCAUCGUCAAGAACCUCAGCAGGGUGGAGUUCCUGGGCAUGAUGGGCCUCUUUGGAUCCUUCUUCAGCGGCAUCCAGCUGGCCAUCAUGGAGCACAAGCAGCUGCUGAGGGUGCAGUGGGACUGGCAGAUAGGUCUCCUGUAUAUUGGCUUCAGUGGGUGCAUGUUCGGCCUGUACAGCUUCAUGCCGGUGGUCAUCAGGAGGACGAGUGCCACGGCCGUCAACCUGUCUCUGCUCACCGCCGACCUCUACAGCCUCUUCUGCGGCCUCUUCCUCUUCCAGUACAAGUUUUCGGCGCUGUACCUGCUGUCGUUCCUCAUCAUCAUGCUGGGCUUGGUCUUCUACUCCUCCUCCUCCACCUACGUGGCGCAGGACCCGCGUGUCUACAAACAGUUCCGCAACGUUGCCGGCGGCAACCACCACCACGUGGCGGACCACACGUCCGCGUCCCGGCCCCUGGAGCCCUCGGUCACCUACACCAGCUUGGGACAGGAAGUGGAGGAGGAGCCUCGCAUCCGCGUGGCCUGAUGCUCACACUGUGGGGGAGGAGACUGACGAACCCUCGGGUACCAGGGACCUGACUGCCCACCGGCCGCCCACCCUUGUGUUUUCCACAGUAACAUUUAGCCGUGUUAAUUCAACAACAGUAUCUUGAGCAUAUUAUAUUGCCCCAUUAGAUAUUGUGCAUUGAGUUAGAUGCAACUCUUUGAGUAUUGACUUAAAGGGACACUGUGUGAGAUUUUUAGUUGUUUAUUUCCAGAAUUCAUGCUACCCAUUCACUAAUGUUACCUUUCUCAUGAAUA